AUGGAUCAACUCGAGCACUCUAUUCUCCCUCCAAACAUUUCCAAGACCGGCUCAAGACCAUGGAAGAUGGGCCUUACAGACUUGACUGUGUCUGUCCCUGGCUCUCAAGCUAGACCUGGGCAAGAGCCUGCGCCACAGAGGUGGACCACUACAGAAUUUCGCUUCUAUGCUAUCGUGUUCAUUUUGGUGGUUCCCAUGAUGCUUUGGGUCCCGAUGAGGGUGAGCUUGCCUACGCACCCCAACUACCCUCUGUAUUCCUACAAGCUCUCGCCUGGGUGGAUGUUUGGCAGACAAGUAGACAAUAGUGAUAUCCAGUAUCGCACUUUCAGAAGCAACCUUCUCCCACUCCUCAUGCUUGCUUCCUCCAAUCUCAUCGCCUCCUUCCUCCACUCUCGCGCUCUUUCAGGCAUCAUCUCGAGGCCACGUUUCAUUGCCAUUUCUUCCAUUGCUGUGACAAUACUUCUGCACGGAAGCUCAUCCGCCAAAGUGUUGGCCAUAUUGGCCCUCAAUUACUACGCCUCAAAGUUUCCCUUGACACCUGCGAUGCGCAAAGUGUGGCCGGGAGUGAUAUUCUGUGGCAAUAUGGUCGUCCUGUUCUUCAAUGAGAGAUAUAACGGCUACAAAUUCUCCAGCCUCCAUGCGGAUUUGGGCUUCUUGGACGAUUACAAUGGUCUCCUGCCACGGUGGCAUGUUGGAUUCAACAUUACCAUGAUGCGUCUAGUGUCAUUUGGCUUGGAUUAUAUCUGGCGGGUAGAGCCAGCCGAAGCCGAGGCCCCCAUCGAGUACCGAAAACGAGCGGGCACAUCUCUCCCAGAAAAGGAUUACUCUUUCACCAACUAUCUUGCAUACUGCCUGUAUCCUCCCUUAUAUGUGGCUGGGCCAAUCAUGUCUUUCAACGACUUUGCAUGGCAACUCAAGAAACCCGUGGAAAUCACACCGCGCACCAAAAUUGCAUAUGCUUUCCGCUUCCUCGUGUGUAUCUUGACCAUGGAGCUUGUGCUGCAUACGAUGUAUGUCGUGGCCAUCAAAGACACGGCUGCCUGGGAUGGCGAUACACCGGCGGAGCUGAGCAUGAUUGGGUUCUGGAACCUGGUCAUCGUCUGGCUCAAGCUGCUAAUCCCAUGGCGCUUCUUCCGAUUAUGGGCGCUCUGGGAUGGUGUUGACCCACCAGAAAACAUGGUCAGAUGCAUCUCCAACAACUAUUCUGCCCUCGGUUUUUGGCGCAGUUGGCAUCGAAGCUUCAAUCUAUGGGUCGUCAGAUAUGUGUACAUCCCGGUCGGAGGAUCCAAGAAUGUUGUGCCAGCUACGUUGCUCGUCUUCACCUUUGUCGCCUUGUGGCAUGACUUGUCAUUCAAGCUGCUUGCGUGGGGAUGGCUCGUCAGUCUGUUUAUUGUUCCCGAGAUCGCGGCCAGAAAGCUCUUCACAGCGGAGAAGUUUGGAGAGCAUCGAUACUAUCGCCAUGUUUGCGCGCUCGGGGGCGUCGCCAACAUCCUCAUGAUGAUGGUUGCCAACCUGGUCGGAUUUGUUCUGGGAGUGGACGGAACAAGACAUCUCUUGAAAGAGCUUACUUCGACAUUCUCAGGAUGGAUGUUCCUACUGUUUGCUUGUGGCUGUCUGUUCGUAGGUGUACAAGCCAUGUUCGAGUAUCGAGAAGAGGAGAAACGGGAGGGCAUAGACAGGAGAUGCUGA
Cryptococcus amylolentus CBS 6039 is the source of this 1689-nucleotide messenger RNA. RefSeq lists its product as hypothetical. Gene Ontology annotation, cellular component: endoplasmic reticulum. The coding region runs from base 1 to 1689 and encodes 562 amino acids. NCBI's taxonomy places the organism in Eukaryota, Fungi, Basidiomycota, Tremellomycetes, Tremellales, Cryptococcaceae. The transcript has 10 exons. Gene Ontology annotation, biological process: GPI anchor biosynthetic process. The record is from RefSeq and is a predicted model, not a curated record.